AAAGAGAGAGAAAGAGAGAGCCAGCAGAGGCGAGAGAGAGGGACAGAGGAGAGAGAGGGAAGAAAGGAGUCAUUACUCAUUAAGCGAUUUGCCAAGUUCUGCUCAGCACUCGCUCUGUUUCACACACGCACAAACACACACACGCGCACACACUCAGACACACAAAAACAGAAAGCAGAAGUGGAGAGCGCGCAAGGGGUUUCAGCUGUCGUGGUUGGCUAUGGCACAGGGCUCUGACAGCAAUGACACAAGUUACACUAAGUCUCCAUCGCCCGGCAGCAAGCAGGGCUCUUCGGAUGACGUGAAGAGAGUGAUGAGGAGAGAAAAGAACCGGAUUGCUGCUCAAAAGAGCAGGAUGAGGCAGACUCAGAAAGCUGACAGUCUACACCUGGAAAGCGAAAAUCUGGAGAAGGAGAAUGCAGCCUUGAGGAAGGAGGUGAAGAGACUGACAGAGGAGGCCAAGUAUCUGACCUCUGUGCUGAAUAACCACGAGCCCCUGUGUACGGGACUGGCAACCCAAACCUCCGACCUACUUUAUCCACCCCAUGGCAGCUUUCACCAUCAGCAUAUUGCAGUGCCGCACUACCAACACUGACCUUUAGGUGGUGCUAUGAAGCCAUGUAAAAGCUGAGAUCCCCAGGUGAAAGUAAUGUAUGUUACUUGACAGAACGAGCAGUGAGGUGGAUGCUAAAUUGCCUCUAGAUGCUCAAUCUCUGAUCAGUGAUUUUAUGUUAUCCUGACAUUGGAGGAGAUAUGGGGGAGAUUAAGCUGAUCUUGGAGAUACAUCUAGGGACAAGUUAUCCACAAGACACUGAAUAAAUGAAGCAGCAUCUUGUUUAUUUGUUGUAUAUUCUUCAGAAGUAAAAGGUGACAUAAUUGAUAGACAGACUAUAUUUAUUGGCACACUUGAUCAUAUUAUGAUUUUACUUAUUUUUUUAAAUAUGGCACAAGAUUUGUAAAAUGAUUUAACUUUGUGUCGAAUAAUGUCUUGAAAUACCAAGUAGUCCAUGUUUACACGACCGAAAACCAACAUGAGGUGAAAUGUUGAUGUUUUUUGUUGUUGUACUUUCUGAAAGAUUUUGCGUUAUCUUGUUUAUUCCUUUCGUUUUGUCAUGCAGAUCUAUCAUUGUAUUUGUGUAGUUGUACAGUAAAUUGAAAAGCUCAGGAAAAGGAAGGAAAAGCUCAUGCACAUAAUAUCUGAUAAGGCUGAUUGUUCUUGAAUAACUAGAAAUAAACUGGUAAAAGUUGAGAAUGAAACAGCCCGCGAGACGAAAAAGUGCUGUGGCGUCCGCAAUUGUGCUGCUUGUUGGUCCACGUGUAUGCUUCCUUGAAGUCAUUUUUUGACCAUUAUUCUUUAUUUGCAUUGUGUGUGAUUGAUGUGAAGAGUCUCUAGGUAGCGCUGUAUACAUGCAAGAAAAUGUAAGGUACAAUGUACAUCUGUUUAAUACUGUGCGUGUUAGCUCUAAGAGCUCGCCGAUGCGAAUGUGAACUAUUACAAUGACUUAUUGAAUGUUUGAUUGUAUUAGAUUGUUUUGAAUAGAAAUAAAGUCAAAACAUAAUU
Messenger RNA from Hypomesus transpacificus, 1561 nucleotides. RefSeq names its product basic leucine zipper transcription factor, ATF-like (gene batf). Bases 221 to 595 code for a protein of 124 amino acids. The record is from RefSeq and is a predicted model, not a curated record. Lineage: Eukaryota; Metazoa; Chordata; Actinopteri; Osmeriformes; Osmeridae. Gene Ontology annotation, molecular function: RNA polymerase II cis-regulatory region sequence-specific DNA binding; DNA-binding transcription factor activity, RNA polymerase II-specific. Gene Ontology annotation, cellular component: nucleus. The transcript is spliced from 3 exons. Gene Ontology annotation, biological process: regulation of transcription by RNA polymerase II.